GCAAAAGCUAAGUUGCUUUUUUUGUUGUUAUUAUUCUGUGUUUUUGUUUUGGUAGAGAUACUAAUUUGGUGAAAAGGGAGCAUGACCUUGCAAAAGUUGCACUAUGAUUUUAUCUAUUGGGAACAGCUUAUUUUACAAAUUCACUUUGAAUAUUUGGCCAGAUUCCUUUUAGUUGUUUGAAGAGAGUCCAAUACGGAUUUAUCUUAGGGGACACUUACUUGAUUAGUUACACUUCCGACCAUUUGGCCUAAUCACUUUCUUUUUGUUCUUUACGUGGAUAAAUUUUCGGAAAAAACAGUGCUUUUUUACAUGUUAGCUGCUCUUAAUGGCCGUGUAGGUUCUUUGAUCAUGUUGUUUAGUCAUAUAUCUCUCUCUACUUUUCUGCAGAAUUGAAUGCUUUAUAUAUAGGUCUGGUGGGAACAUGGGGAAGUGACUUUUCUUUAUAUGUUGCCAACUUUUUGAGAACUAAUUUAGUAAGACGAUGUACUGCACUGGGAAAGACUAUGACCUUGGGGCAGAAGGGGAUCUUUUUAAAGCUCCGGUACCGAUAAUUGAGCAACAAAUGGUAGGCCUUGACCCAGUGAUGGCUUCCAUGUCAAUGAUUGUUAGUGGAGGACAUGUAGGCUCUAAUCAAGCCCAGAAUGUUGCUGAUAUUGAAUUAAUGCAGAAUGAGCAACUUCUAAGUGAGGUUUUUUGUGAGUUCAAGAAGGAUCUUUUGGCUAAUGAAGCUACUGGAACACCAGUUUCAAGUGACCUGCAAAUCCAGAUUCCCUUUGCAACAGAUGAAAACCCUUCAAUUGAAGAGGAAAAAGUGCUUUUACAUGGUAGUUUACUGAAAAGUACUAGCGCAGAGUGUUUAGGCUCAUCCGAGUGGACCCACAAAAAUUUGGUGAGGCCUAACAUUCUGGAUAAUCGUGGGAUAGACUUUGGGAUCACUUAUGGAAUGCGAAGAUCAUUCAGUGAGGGAGACAUUAAGACUAUCGGUUAUGAUGGUGCAACUGUUGUCAAAUCACCUCUUGCACAGCCGCAAAUUGCACUUAGUGGCAUCACCGAAGUUCGCAACGAAAAGCUUAUGAGAUACAGAGCUAAGAGGACAAAAAGAAACUUUGGCAGGAAAAUCAAGUAUGCUUGCAGGAAGGCUCUAGCUGACAGCCAGCCAAGGGUCCGUGGGCGGUUUGCAAAGACUGAGGAAAUUGACGGUUCAAAAAAGUAAUGACUCCUCAGUUUAGCAAGAAGAAAAAUUAGGAUGACGUAGAUCAGCCCUGUAAGGCAAUACCGGAAUUCAGCAGUACUAUUAAGCUUUGUAACCUUUGCACGAGCUUAGAGUAGAUGAGGUGAUGUUUAAUAAGCUGAAGUCCAACACCUGCAAACUAAUAGCUGUCCUCUAGAGAUCCAAGUGUUAAAUUCAGUUGACUGUAUAUAAGUGGUGUUGAAAUAAUAUGGUUCCAUUCCCUGUGUAGUUAAGUAGCGCUGUUAUGAAAUGCAUAAUAUGUCCCAGUGAUCUCGUUUUUUUC
Daucus carota subsp. sativus is the source of this 1514-nucleotide messenger RNA. RefSeq names its product two-component response regulator-like APRR9. Gene Ontology annotation, cellular component: nucleus. The record is from RefSeq and is a predicted model, not a curated record. Gene Ontology annotation, molecular function: DNA-binding transcription factor activity; protein binding. The coding region runs from base 482 to 1213 and encodes 243 amino acids. The transcript is spliced from 4 exons. Lineage: Eukaryota; Viridiplantae; Streptophyta; Magnoliopsida; Apiales; Apiaceae. Gene Ontology annotation, biological process: regulation of flower development.